CAGCUAUCUGCACAUGUACGACAUCGUGAAGGUGUGCAAAGGAAAGCUGAAGGAUAAGGAGGUGUGCGAGGCGGUGAAUGACACAGAUUGUGGUGGGCAGAAGGCGAACGGUCACCCCGACGGGUCCCCGGACCUUGUAGGUGUCAAUUAUGUGUCAGCAGAGGCCGAGGCCUGUGUCCGAACAGCUGGAAAAACAAAAGCUGAUGUCAGUAGUUCGGCCGUCCCCGUGUCCCAGAGGUCCCGGGUGUCGGAUGACACGGACCGCGCGCUGGAUUUGUCUUUCAAGCCUCUGUCGAGUCGAGAUGCCUUCCACCCCUCCUACGUCUCGGGACAGCUGGCCCUCGACAGCCAGCAGCAGGGCACCGAGCCACUUGUUAAAGACGAACAUGACUUGCUGUCAGAGCAGGAGGACGGUGAUCCGGUGAGCCCAGAGAGCCAGCGCUUUGGGAAUAGCGCCAGGAGCUCGGUGGUGACAGGGUUCGCUGCCCUUUUCCCCGACAACAAGGCCGCAGCUUCGCUGCUCCCUCCGGACGAUGACCUGAUGGAGGAGGAGAGUGGGCUGCGUGUGCGUUCGGAGCAUCAUCUCAGGGACAGCGAGGGCGAGGAUGAAGACGACCUGGCAUCCUCAGACAUCUCUACAUCCAGCGGGGUUCAUCUCCCGCAGGUCUGCAUGUGUCCGCUCUGCAGCAAGGUCUUCCCGAGCGCACAUGUGCUCCAGCUCCACCUCAGCUCGCACUUCAAGGAGAAAGACGGCAUUCGCUCAAAGCUCUCGCCUGACGGCUCCGUCCCGACCUGCUCGCAGUGCGGCAAGACCUUCUCCUGCAUGUACACGCUCAAGCGGCACGAGCGCACGCACUCCGGCGAAAAGCCGUACACCUGCGGACAGUGCGGGAAGAGCUUCCAGUACUCACACAAUCUGAGCCGGCACGCCGUGGUGCACACGCGAGAGAAACCACACGCGUGUAAGUGGUGCGAGCGGCGCUUCACACAGUCCGGCGAUCUGUACCGACACAUACGCAAGUUCCACUGCGGCCUUGUCAAGACGCUCGCUAUAGGAUGAAGUCGGGGCAAACACGGUGCAAUCAAGGCCUUUUGUAUAAAAACAACAGCAGUUUUUAUGAAGAAUAAUAAUAACAAUAAUAUCCAGUAUUUUGCAGGUGGCAGAAAAUUGGUUCAUUAAUGACUGUAAAACACUAUUGUGUCUCCAGCAAUCAACAGUUUGAUGCACUUGCGUUUUUGACAUCAUAUAUCUGACCCUGCAGCACAGAAGCAGUGUUAAGUCGCUGGGGGAUAUUUGUAGCA
Messenger RNA from Sinocyclocheilus grahami, 1302 nucleotides. Its product is annotated as zinc finger and BTB domain-containing protein 18.2. Gene Ontology annotation, cellular component: nucleus. The coding region runs from base 14 to 1060 and encodes 348 amino acids. Lineage: Eukaryota; Metazoa; Chordata; Actinopteri; Cypriniformes; Cyprinidae. The transcript has a single exon. The record is from RefSeq and is a predicted model, not a curated record. Gene Ontology annotation, molecular function: DNA-binding transcription factor activity, RNA polymerase II-specific. Gene Ontology annotation, biological process: regulation of transcription by RNA polymerase II.